AUGAGUUCUGAUGAAGAAUAAGAUAAUUAUAAUGAAGAUUAGAUAAUCAAUUUGAUUUCUGCAUUACAAUAGAAAAGUAAUUCAUAUUCUUAUAUCAUUAUAGUUAAGACUAAUCGUACUAAUAAUGGUUUAAUCAAAACUAAUAGAACUACUGAUUCUGAUAAUUGGAAUGAAUUCAAAGAAACUUAAAAAGAAAAACCAUAGUUAAAUCAUUUUGUUAAUUCAAAUGAAUUCAGUUUACAAAGAGAAUAAUCAAAACAUUCUAGUAUAUCAGAAAAUUUAAGUGAUUUUAUUGUUAGAACAGAUAAACCUGUUAAAGAAUCUUAAUUAAAGUCUUAAUAAAAUUAAGUCCAAGAUACAAAUGAAUUGGUAAUUGAAUAAAAUUAAUUUUAGUCUGAAUUAAAAUAAAAGAUGGAUUAUUUACUAAAUUAAAGAGAAAAAGAUUAAGAGAUGUUAGAAUAGAUUAAUGCAGGAUUGAUGUUUUUAAUUAGUUAGAUUCCAAAACCUAAAUAAACAAAUUCAAUUGGAGUUUAGACAAUUACAUAAAAGGAGAAUUCUUAAAAUUAAUCUACUCCAAAUGUUAAAAAAACAGCCUAAUAAACUGUAUAAUAAAUGUUUUAAGAACCAGAUAGAUAUGCAUUUCAAGAGAUUAGAAACUUUUGUUUUAAGCGUUGAUUUAAGUCUAAUUAAAG
Messenger RNA from Paramecium sonneborni, 692 nucleotides. The record is from the annotation of a GenBank genome assembly. NCBI's taxonomy places the organism in Eukaryota, Ciliophora, Oligohymenophorea, Peniculida, Parameciidae.